AUGGAAUGGACCCGUACCUCGGCCGGAAACCCAGCAGUCACAAACCUCCUCAGUCUCAAAAGUUUCCUGCCAACCGAAGUCAACGAGGCCACAACCAAGACAAUUGUUGCACAGAAGCCGAAGACGAAUCUGCCGGAGAAGGUCGAUCCUGAUUCUGUUCCCACUGCAGAAAGCAUAGGUCAAGGUUCGUACCAAAAGUACAACCAAAACCAGGUGAACAAGCUCUUCUCGUUGGUUUUCUCGGAAAACCAGACUGCUGCUGCCGCUGCCAGGGAAACGGGGAUCAAUGUCCGGACUGCCCAGAACUAUGUCAGGCUGGCCAGAGAGAAGAUCCAGGCCGAUUUUGAUGCUGCCACAGUGAAGACUGAUAAGUCCAAUGGGCUGGAGACGAUGGAGGUUGAGGAGUUUUUCGAAAAUAAACCAGAUGCUACCUUGGAACAAGCAAGGAUAGCUGUCAUGGAAGAGUUCUCUGGGCUGCAGAUUACCAAAUCAGCAAUCCAGAAGCACUUGGUGAAGAAGUUGGAGAAGCUGCCUGAGAAGAGAGACAACGUCAACACAAUUGAGAUGAGACGAGACCGCAUUUUGGAGUGGCAACAACUUGCGGAUUUCAACUAUCUGUUGAACUGUGUGUUCAUCGAUGAAGCAGGCUUCAACAUGCACAUCAAGAGAACUUUUGGCCGUUCCGUCAGUGGCACCCCGGCUAAGACAACUGUCCCGAUGCAGAGAGGUGUGUCCAUCACCAUCCUUGGUGCAAUGCGCAAGAGAGGGAUUGUCAGCCUCUCGUUGAAGAAACCCACUGCUGUUGCAACCAAGAAGAAGAGAAAGUUGGACAUCUACACCAACGUUGAGGUGAACGGCCAAAUUGGCACCAGAACCCAGCACUACCUCAACUUUCUUAGUCAUACAAUGGACAUUGGGAUUUCUGAAGGUUUAUGGGUUUUAAAGCUCCGAAUUCAAACUCCGCCCUUUGCUUACAGUGUUUUAAAGCAAUCUGUAGAUCACGAGUUCAAUUCUCACAAAAGACAUAUAAAUAUUUAUUUGUUUUCUCUAUCAAUUUUGCGACGUCUUGUGACGUGCAUAUACUUAAAACAAUGCCGUGAAUAUAAUCAAUCUUCUUUAUCAGUUCAUUCAUUAUCUAUUCCUCCUUUGAGCUAUGUUAUGACAUCAAUAUAUACAUCUGAAGUUGCAAAACGAUAUUUGAUUGCACAGGGUGCUUUAUAUCCAAGAAAUCAUAUUAUUUUUACUUGUUCUGGUGGCAGUUCUAUGAACUAUGUAUUUGAAAAAGACAGAGGCUACAGUUACAGAUACAGUGGAGUAAACAGCAUGGGAGCAACAUAUUGUAAAAGAGAAAAAAAAUCUGAAAGAUUAGAUUCUUUCUUUGCACAAAGACAUCUUUUUUAUGAUGUUGUUAUGCAAGGAAUACAGUCUCAUCAAUUAAAUGAAAGAAAAUUUUAG
Phycomyces blakesleeanus NRRL 1555(-) is the source of this 1455-nucleotide messenger RNA. Its product is annotated as Homeodomain-like DNA binding domain-containing transcription factor. Lineage: Eukaryota; Fungi; Mucoromycota; Mucoromycetes; Mucorales; Phycomycetaceae. Bases 1 to 1455 code for a protein of 484 amino acids. Gene Ontology annotation, molecular function: nucleic acid binding. The record is from RefSeq and is a predicted model, not a curated record. The transcript has 6 exons.